UUAGCUGAAAAGGAUCCUUAUCAAUUAUACAAGAGAUUGAAAUGUAUUGGGCUUCAUUACGUAAUGACCUACAAAGUGGAUAAUCUAUGGCAGAAAUUGGUCCCUCCUCAAGUUGUACCUGAUCUAAUCCAGCUUCUUGAAACCGGUGCCAGCAUGAAGCAAAUGGAACUUGAGCCAGUCAAACUUUUCAUCAAGACAUCACUUGAUCGCUUUAAUUGUCAACAAGAGACUGCGAAGAACAUGUCUUCACUUUUAGCUGUCGUUGACAGGGAAUAUUUUUCACAAUUCGGCAUUAAUUGGAAAGUUGUAAACAAUCAUAUUUUCGAUCGAGUCAUCUAUCAGGAUGACAUGUUGUUGAAUUAUCCACCCAGCAUGGAGAGUACUUUCAAAUUUCAUUGUCCUUCUGCUCAAGAUCAAUUGAAAGUUUUUGACAGAUGUGAGCUGAUAGUUGAUGCAAAUGAAGACAAAGAAAAGCUUAAACGAAGAAUUUGUGCUGAAGAUUCUCUUAUGGACAUUCCUCAGGAUGUGCUUGAACUUGCGCAAAGUUUUCGUGUUUUUCAUAAACUAAUGGUCACAAGCAGAGAAAUACUCAGGAAGGCCAGUUCGAAUACAGCACUAUAUAUGGAGCAACAAAAAGUCAGUAGUCUUAACCGAGGAAAAAUGUUCCAUAAUUGCUAUUUCCGAAGUGGACAGUAUUAUCGAUGGUGUUCAGAUUUAACUGAUUUAUUGAAUAAAGAGCGUGGUAGCAUAGAUUCUGGAAUUGAUAAACUCAGCACACCAAGGCGUUUUCACGAACUCAUUGAUGAAAUAUCUGCAAAUUCUAAUUCUGUAGAUGAGAAUGCCGAUUUAUUAUCUUGCAUGCUGUGCAGCGAUUGCUUCUUACGACAUUGUUCUUGCGAUGAGUGCCAAACUGCACAUGUUAUUUCUUCCGAUUCCCUUAUUGGUAGAGUAAAUAUGGAUGACUUGAUGAGGCCAUUCACCAGUCAUUCUGAUAGAAGUGAUGAUAGAAAUUUGGUUUGGGAAAAAUUGGGAUGGAAGCUUCUUCUGUCAAGUACUGAGCAAUAUUCUAGACGUAGCUUACGGUUUCAAACUGCUAGAAAACUAUUCACUAUGCCUGAUCGUCUCAAAAAAAAGAAAACAGUGUGUGAUGAAUGGCAGACUCCGUAUGCUGGGUCGCAUGACAACGAUUCUUCCAGCUACUGCUUUCGUGAAAAAGAAGGCUGUAAUUUAUUUAGUAACGUGAAAGAUGUGAAUUUGAAGAUAACAGUAAAGCAAGGACUUCUUCAAAAGCUCAAAAUGAAGAAAGUUUCGAGAGGUGAUCAAAUCAAAGCUGUUUACAAAGCAUUCUCGACAUCAUUUACUAAAAAAAUUGAAUGUGCGCACAGUUGCAAUGUUCUGCAGUCACAAAAACCGCUGUUCAAGCAGUUAAGCAACAGUUAUUCAACUGAUCUGGCAAAGGAAUAUAACUUAAAAAGGUCAGUGUUUGAACCUUUUGGAUACACAACAAUGAAAGAACUUCUAAAGACGCGUAAAGUUGGUUGUACACUCCUAAUGUCACAACUAAGCCAAAAGAGUAAAUCUCUGUCUGAUGGAAUUGAUUCAGUCAGUCAAGAAUUGAAUCAAGAGAGGGCACUCGACAUGAACACAAGCGCUCAAGAACAAGCUUCAUCAAAUUUAAAUACAGAUAAAAAUAAGAAUCGAGUUCGUGAUGGCAUAGGAAGAUGUUUGUCUAAAGAAGAUAAAGCAGAUGGUCUUAAGGAAAUGACGAGUGUUACAGUUAUUGCUGCAUUUGAAAGUGACAUUUCGAUGGAGGGAUCAUCUAAUCUUGAUUCAACUUUGCAAACUUCCGAGCUCGAAGUAGAACUUGAUCGUGAAAUUGCAAGCUUAUUAGAAAAUAGUGAUGAGUGCAAGGAAACAAUUUUAGAAAAUGCCAAAGAUUGUUUAGCAAAAACCCUGUAUCAGCAUCAUCUAGCUGCUGAAUUGGCGAAACUGUUGUCUAAUGAAACAUUACUUCCAAAAUGUAGUAAAAUGUUCAGCAAUGAAAAGAAACUAUUCACACCAGAAAUGCUUUCUAAAUUGACCAAUGACCUCACUGAACCGUCUGGUCCGGCGUCUUCCCAUAACGCAGACCCUCAGGAGUCUGAUCUUAGUGGUAUUUCUGAUCAAAUACAGGAAUUGCACAAAGAGGGGGAACUCAAGAAGCUCCUUCAACAAGCUCUGGAAUUGAAACGUAAACAAAAUGCAGCUGCCUCGUUGAAUAAGGUGGAUGAUGUUGAUGAUGUGAACUUAAGUGAACAAGAAAUAAGAAUUUUGGAGGAAGAAUUGUUUGCGCCUCACUCAGAUGAUGAUUUUGUUGAUAGUGGAGAGGAAUCUCAAGAAGAAUAUAUCGAACUUGAUGCUUCUGAAGAACUUCACUAUUAUCAUCAUCAUCAUCAUCAUCAUCAUCAUCACCACUUUUGUGAACAUAGGUCGGUAAAGAAAAGAGGUCGAGUUCGGCGGCAUGGCCCCCGUAUUUGUUGUUAUUGUAAAGCAUUGGGACGUCUUACAGAUGCUAACAUAGCAAGUCGUGCACAAAUGAGGGAAAGAUUGCUUGUAAAAUUAAGAGAUCGAAAUACACAAAAGAACUGUGACAAGGAUCUGAAAAAACAGUCAGAAAAAGUAAUCGACGAGCAAGAAAAAUCGCAUUAUACUCUUUCCGAUGCAGAAAUAGAAGAAAUUUUGAAGUACAUAAACGCAGCAAAACCUGCAAGGGAUCGAAGCACGUCAAAUGGAGCUGCUAAACGUGCUCGAAAUAAACAACGAAAGCGAAAAGAAAAAAAGAAGCAGAGGAAAGAGGUAAGAGAAGAGGAAAAAAAAAUUGCAGAGGUUGAAGAUUUACAGAAACAGAAAAACCAGCAGGCAAAGCAAAAAGAAAUAAAGGAGCAAAAGCAGAUAAAAGCUAAAGAAGGAAAAAGUAAACAGAGCCGAAAGAAAGGAAAAAAACACAAAGAUGUUUGUGACUGGGAAAAAAAGGACGGAUCAAAAAUGCUUAGAAAUCAAGAAAUUGGGGAGUCGAAAAAAAUAGUCUUGAGUUCUUCUGAAUAUCUGAAAAAUACAAAAUGUAACACAAAUUGUGAAGGAUCAAAAUCAGAGGAAGGGGAUAGUAUGUCUGGGAUUAAGAAGGCAGCAUCAGAAAAUAGUGAAGUAACGAAAGAGGAAAAGGAUUUUGCAGUGUCACCAAAUAACGUAAAAAAGCCAGUUGUUCUUUUCGCAGACAGCGAACGAUCAAACGCAGCAGUUGCGGAACAAAAAUUUGGGAAUGCAAGUACUGUUACUACGGUAAAACCAAAGAAGUCGAGUUCUGUUUUUGUCCCUGGAAAUGAGCAAGUGCCUGACUUAAUGAAUCAAGAAGGAAAUUUUCGAAUGGAAAAAAUGGAACGUCCAGGUGCUCGUGUUGAAUGGGAUGUUCGAAAUUCUAGUCCGUAUGUUUUGGAAAAAGUUAAGCAUCUAGAUAUUGCUAAGCAGAAAAAGGAAUCAAAUGCGCGCAUCAUUCGAAAUACAGGAAGAUCAAGCACCAUCUAUGUGCGAAAUGCUAAACGCAAAAAUCAGCCUAACAGUUCAGUUGAGCAAAGUGUUGAACAUAUAGAUGAUGUCAGUACGAAGGAAGUACGUAUGAAUGAACUUGUCGCACAAGAUGAAAAGCAAGUUAAAGGUUCUUUCGUGCAGGAAACUGAUGAAACGAAUAUGAAGACGGAGGAACGGAUUAAUCCUGGUGUGAAAAAGGUUGAAUUAGAUUUGUCUGCCACGAAGCCGACCUCAUCACUUGCAACAAGUGUAAAGGAAUUGUCUUUUAUUCCAGCAAAUGAAAUCGAAGAAACGCCAAAAUCGGUUAUUACCACAAUGAGUACUGUAGCACCUGUGUUAAAUACAGAUAUUGAUGUAAAUCUGAAAUCUGAGUUGGAAGCAGUCAAGCAAGAAAGGAAAAAUACAUUGACAGUCUGUGAGUCUUCUGUUACGCAGGCUGGGAUUCACGGAAAUCAGGGGUCAAUAGUUGAUAGUCAUGUGCGGUCCUCAAAUCAGGAUUCUAGUGUCCAUGCCAAAGAUAUGACAACACAAAACUUCAAAGCUCUGCCAAAGUCAAAUUCCACACCUCGAUUUCCACGCCUCAUCUCAAGGCCAGAAUUAACCCCUAGAAUGGCACAAUUUGAACCUGUGAGUUUUGUAGAUAUACCGCAAGUAUGGCCUGAUGGAGUUAUUGCUCCGAAUUUGCCACCACGUCUUCCUGCUAUUUUUGCAGUACAUCCAUAUUCAAAACGGAAAUCUACACAGUUUUCACUCUCGAGUCCUGCAGGCUCUAGAAUACACCAUGAUGGAUUUGAUCAGUGCGCUCCAUCUAGAAGACAGCCUCGGAUUUUUUUCACUGGUCCAUUUAAGCAGCGCCAGGAGCUGUCCUCAAACCCAAAAUUUUGUAGACCACGAGUGGGUACCAGUUUAUUACAAGACCCAGUCUUACGACCUAUGCGAUCUCCUGCUGUAGUAGAUCCAGGAGUACGUCAAAUAGGAGUGAAUGAACCGAUUCUCGCACCUAGUCUAUAUGCAGUCCCUCCAGCUGUUAGUGUGCCAUGCUCUGAUAUGUUUCAGAAGUGUAGACCGAUUGCUCCUCAUCCUGUCCUUGAUAGUACAGCUACUGAUCCUCCUGUUCGAGUUUUAAAUAAAUUACGGUCACAUGUGCCAGAUUUGUCAGCUCUUUCAUCACGCUCACCCACAUCAUCUUUUCGCGUACCACCUAACAACCGUUCUAUCCGUUACCCACGCAAUCGUGGUUCGUUAUCGAGCGGCGUUGGAACUACGGGAGCUCGGCCCAUUUUGGGUUCACCGUUACCAAAAAAAAUUGCGGCACAGUUUCCAACGGAAUUUUCCAAUACACCUAUGUCAAGCGAGAUUACCACUAAACCAAUUCAAAAGGAUUUUUGUCGUGCACCGUUAUUAAGCGAAUCGUUCAGUACAUCAAAUCAGAAUGAUUCUUCCUGGUUAUCUCGUCCGCGCAAUUUAUUUGGUGGUGAUAUAAAUAAGGACUCGUUUGAUACCCCAUUAUCCGAAGGAACUUUCAGUACUACUCAAAUUCAGCAGCAUUCGAUAAAUUCUCCAUUACCGAAAAAGAUUCAAAGUAAUCAUGCUAAAAGAGAUUUCUCAAACGUACCAAUACCUAAUGGGCCGUUUAAUACGAACAUUCAGCGAGAUAUAUCAAAUUCACCAGUGUUGAAAAAAGUCUUUGAUGGACCAGUAGUUCAAAAUAAUUUCUUUUGCUCGCCAUUAUCGCAAGAUUCACUUAAAACGCAGAUCUCAGGGGUUUCCUACAACAACUCAGGACAGUAUGACUUAUUUAAUAUGCCUGUGAAAGAUGUAAUUAAUGCAAUGGUACCAAAUGGAUCAUUCAGCUCUCAGACUCACCGAGAGUUGUUGAAUGCACCAGUACAACAAGAACUGGUUGAUACACUUAACCAAAAGAAUUCUACUACCAUGUCAGUACCGAAAGUGGCUUUCAGUACUCAACUCCAGAAACCUGUCGCACAUGGAAAAGAACUGAAAAAACUGCAUCCUUCAGAGCAACAGAGAUUACCGGAAGGGGCUUCCAGUACCCAACUCCAGAAACCUGUCGCACAUGGAAAAGAACUGAAGAAACUGCAUCCAUCAGAGCAGCAGAGAUCACUGCCGAAAGAGUCAUUCGAUACAAAGGAAAUAAAAAUUCAUGAAAAUUGUUUCGAUGUUCCGAUGCAUUCCUUUUAUACAUCAUUACCAAAGGAUCAGUUUACUUCUAUAUCGAAAGAUUUGUCCAAAACAUCGAAUCAAACACAUUUCGCAAACACUGCCGAUAAUGAUCAUCUUCAUAGAAAUCUCAAUUCCAACAGUAAUAUAGCAAUUUACCCUGCUCCUAGCAUCGCGGUGCAUAGUAAUUUCACGCAUCAGAAUCUUUCUUAUCCCCAGUAUCAGUUUUCUUAUUAUCCGCAGUAUCAGUUUUCUGAUUCAGCCAUUCAUACAACUAAAGCUACUGCUGAUGAUUUAUCUUGGAAUGCUGGAAAUGCAUUAAGUACUCCUAUUUCUGAACACAGUCUAGGUAAUGUCAAGUCAGAGUUCCAGGAUUCGUCGCAAUACAAUAAUAAUAAUUUUGCGCUGAAUUCUAAAAGCAAUGUUUGCAAUGAAUACUCGGGAAACAUUCUGCCAUGCGAAAUCAAGACUAAUGAUGCAUUUCCUGGGUCGAGUGAUUUCUUAACUGGUGUUUGUGAAGAACGGAACAACGUAGGCGUGCAAAGCCGUCCGUCUUUAAGUUUUUUGGCUGAUUACGAUUCGGAAACUCAAAAACUUGCUGCUUUAGCGAGGGAUGAUUCUUUCUACUGCCAGCAGCCAGUAAUUAUCAAACCAGGUGAUCCACGCAUUGCAAAAAUAAAUCUGGAUCCCCAAGAAACAUUUAAACCACGUCCUGAGGAUGAUUUGAAUUUUCUUAGUCCAGUUGAGUUAGAGAUGGAGCAGUUGAAACGUAUUUUAUGGGACGAUCAAAUAGCGAAACCACGUACAGUUUUACAAGAACUGUCGGCAAUACAACCGGAAAAUGAGCCGAACGCCAUAUUUCAUUUUGCUCCUUUGGUCUAA
This is a messenger RNA of Thelazia callipaeda (thelaziosis nematode), 6627 nucleotides long. NCBI's taxonomy places the organism in Eukaryota, Metazoa, Nematoda, Chromadorea, Rhabditida, Thelaziidae. The record is from the annotation of a GenBank genome assembly.